AUGAAAAUGUACAAGCGACGGGAAUAUGUUGAACUUUAUGAGAAGGACCUGGCCAAAUGGGCGCUGCUACGCAACGUCAACACUGUGAUGAAGCACAGCACACUGCUGCCGGGCGACUAUGUCUGGUUGGACCUGAAGACUGGUCGGGAGUUUGAGGUGCCAAUCGGCGCAGUGGUCAAACUCUGUGACUCAGGACAGAUCCAAGUGCUGGAUGAUGAAGGAAAUGAACACUGGAUCUCCCCUCAAAAUGCCACCAACAUCAAGCCAAUGCAUCCCACCUCGAUUCAUGGUGUGGAGGACAUGAUCCGCCUGGGAGACCUCAAUGAAGCCGGCAUCCUCCGCAACCUGCUCAUCAGAUACAGGGAAAAACUUAUAUAUACAUACACUGGCUCCAUCCUUGUGGCCGUCAAUCCGUACCAACUGCUGCCCAUCUACACGGCCGACCAGAUCCGCCUCUACACCAACAAAAAGAUUGGUGAAAUGCCACCCCACAUCUUUGCCAUUGCUGACAACUGUUACUUCAACAUGCAGAGGAACAACCGCGACCAGUGCUGUAUCAUCAGUGGUGAGUCCGGAGCAGGGAAGACAGAAAGUACCAAACUGAUCCUGCAGUUCCUGGCAGCCAUCAGCGGUCAGCACUCCUGGAUAGAACAGCAGGUCCUGGAGGCCAACCCCAUACUAGAAGCCUUUGGCAACGCUAAAACAAUCCGCAAUGACAACUCGUCUCGUUUUGGGAAAUACAUCGACAUCCAUUUCAACAAGAGAGGAGCCAUAGAGGGAGCCAAGAUAGAGCAAUAUCUGCUGGAGAAAUCCAGAGUCUGUCGACAGGCCCAUGAUGAGAGGAACUACCACAUCUUCUACUGCAUGCUGAAAGGCAUGACGCCAGAUGAGAAGAAGAAACUGGGACUGAGCAAGGCCACCGACUACACCUACCUGACCAUAGGUAACUGUACAGUGUGUGAUGGCCGGGACGACCUGAAGGAGUACUCCAACAUCCGAUCUGCCAUGAAGGUACUGAUGUUCACAGACAAAGAGAACUGGGAGAUUUCUAAACUUCUGGCUGCGAUAUUACACAUGGGAAACCUCAGAUAUGAAGCUCGUACCUACGACAACCUGGAUGCCUGCGAGGUUGUCCGCAGCCCUAACCUCACCACUGCUGCCACGCUGCUGGAGGUGGAUGGUAAAGAUCUAAUGAACUGUCUGACAAGUCGAACUCUGAUCACCAGAGGAGAAACUGUCUCCACCCCGCUCAGCAUGGAACAAGCUCUGGAUGUCCGGGAUGCUUUUGUUAAGGGAAUUUACGGCCGUUUGUUUGUGUGGAUUGUGGAGAAGAUCAAUGCAGCCAUUUACAAGCCCACGUCCUCACAGCCAAAAGCUCUCAGACGCUCCAUCGGACUGCUGGACAUCUUCGGCUUUGAGAACUUCACUGUCAACAGCUUCGAGCAACUGUGCAUCAACUUUGCCAACGAGAACCUGCAGCAGUUCUUCGUCCGUCACGUCUUCAAGCUGGAGCAGGAGGAGUACAACCUGGAGCACAUCAACUGGCAGCACAUCGAGUUCACUGACAACCAGGACGCUCUGGACAUGAUCGCCAUCAAACCAAUGAACAUCAUCUCGCUCAUCGACGAGGAGAGCAAGUUCCCCAAGGGCACGGACACCACCAUGCUGAACAAGCUGAACUUUCAGCACAAAGUCAACACAAACUACAUCCCCCCUAAGAACAACCACGAGACUCAGUUUGGCAUCCAACACUUUGCUGGAGUUGUUUUCUACGAAACACGAGGCUUCCUGGAGAAGAACAGAGACACUUUAUAUGGUGACAUCAUCCAGCUGGUUCACUCCUCCAAAAACAAGUUUAUCAAACAGAUCUUCCAGGCUGAUGUUGCGAUGGGGGCAGAGACCAGGAAGCGUUCGCCCACUCUCAGCAGUCAGUUUAAACGGUCUCUGGAGCUGCUGAUGAGAACUCUGGGUGUCUGUCAGCCUUUCUUCGUUCGCUGCAUUAAACCCAAUGAAUACAAGAAAUCCAUGUUGUUUGACAGGGAGCUGUGUGUGCGUCAGCUGCGGUACUCCGGUAUGAUGGAGACCAUUCGUAUCCGCCGCGCAGGAUACCCCAUUCGCUACACCUUCGUGGAGUUUGUUGAUCGUUACCGGGUACUCAUGCCUGGAGUCAAACCAGCGUACAAACAGGAGGACCUGAGGGGAACCUGUCAGAGGAUCGCUGAGGCGGUGCUCGGCAGAGACGAUGACUGGCAGAUGGGAAAGACCAAAAUCUUCCUCAAGGAUCACCACGACAUGCUGCUGGAGAUUGAGCGAGACAAAGCCAUCACAGACAAGGUCAUCCUCAUCCAGAAGGUGGUUCGAGGUUUCAAGGACAGAUCGAACUUCCUGAAGAUGAGGAAAUCGGCUGUGUUGAUCCAGAAGACGUGGAGAGGGUAUCACUGUAGGAAGAACUAUGGAGCUAUGCGAGCGGGCUUCUCUCGCCUCCAGGCUCUGGUUCGCUCCAGGAAGUUGUGUGCAUCAUAUCAUGUGGCCCGGCAGCGAAUCACAGGCUUCCAGGGACGCUGCCGGGGCUACUUGGUGCGCCGGGCGUUCAGACACCGGCUGUGGGCUGUCAUCACCAUCCAGGCCUACACCAGAGGCAUGAUCGCUCGGCGGCUGUACAAACGGCUGAAGGGAGAGUAUCGCAGGCGGCUGGAGGCUGAGAAGAUGCGUCUGGCUGAAGAGACCAAACUGAGGAAUCAGAUGUCUGCAAAGAAAGCAAAGGCCGAAGCUGAACGCAAACACCAGGAGCGUCUGGCCCAGCUGGCCAAAGAGGACGCCGAGCGGGAGAAGAAGGAGAAGGACGAUGCUCGAAAAAAGAAAGAGAUGGUGGAGCAGAUGGAGAAGGCCCGUCAGGAGCCCGUCAACGACUCUGACAUGGUAGACAAGAUGUUUGGCUUCCUGGGGACAACAGCCUCUUUCCCAGGUCAGGAGGGACAAGCCCCCGCCGGCUUCGAGGACCUGGAGCGGACCCAUCAGGAGCUGGAGGAGGAGGAUCUGGACGAGGCUCUUCCUCUGCCUGAGGACGAUGAAGAGGAGGAUUUAUCGGAGUACAAGUUCGCCAAGUAUGCUGCCACCUACUUCCAGGGCACCACCACGCACACCUACGUCCGAAGGCCUCUCAAACAGCCUCUGCUGUUCCACGACGAUGAGGGAGACCAGCUGGCUGCUCUGGCAGUGUGGAUCACAGUGCUGAGGUUCAUGGGAGAUCUGCCGGAGCCCAAGUACCACACAGCCAUCAGCGAUGGAAGCGAGAAGAUCCCCGUCAUGACCAAAAUCUACGAGACACUGGGAAAGAAGACCUACAAGAGAGAGCUGCAGGCGCUGCAGGGGGAGGGGGAGACACCUCAUGCUGACGGCCACAAGAAGAACAGUGUCCGACACAAACUGGUGUCCCUCACCCUGAAGAAGAAAUCCAAGAUCACUGAGGAGGUCACCAAACGCCUUAAUGAUGGGGAGUACGGUCUUCACGGCAACAGCAUGCUGGAGGAUCGGCCAACAUCCAACCUGGAGAAACUUCAUUUCAUCAUCGGCAACGGGAUUCUGAGACCAACACUGAGGGAUGAGAUCUACUGUCAGAUCUGUAAGCAGCUGAGUCAGAACCCGUCUAAAAGUUCUCACGCUCGUGGCUGGAUCCUCAUCUCUCUAUGUGUCGGCUGCUUCGCCCCUUCAGACAAGUUUGUCAAGUACCUGAGGAACUUCAUUAGCAGCGGGCCGCCUGGUUAUGCUCCGUACUGUGAAGAGAGACUGAGACGAACAUUUGUGAAUGGGACGAGAACACAACCUCCAUCCUGGCUGGAACUGCAGGCCACUAAGUCAAAGAAGCCCAUCAUGCUGCCGGUGACGUUCAUGGACGGCACGACCAAAACUCUACUGACGGACUCGGCCACUACAGCCAAGGAGCUCUGCAGCGCCCUGUCCGACAAAAUCAACCUGCGGGACCGCUUCGGUUUCUCACUGUACAUUGCAUUAUUUGAUAAGGUCUCCUCUUUAGGCAGUGGGAACGACCAUGUGAUGGACGCUGUGUCGCAGUGUGAGCAAUAUGCAAAGGAACAGGGAGCCCAGGAGAGGAACGCCCCCUGGAGGCUGUUCUUCAGGAAGGAGAUCUUCACGCCCUGGCACAACCCUACAGACGACCAGGUCGCCACCAACCUCAUCUACCAGCAAACCGUCAGGGGUGUCAAGUUUGGAGAGUACCGCUGCGACAGGGACGACCUGGCAGAGCUGGCCUCUCAGCAGUAUUACGUUGACUACGGUUCAGAGAUCCUUCAGGAGCGCCUGCUAAGCCUCAUCCCCUCCUACAUCCCGGACAGAGAGAUCUGCACCUCCAGGACGGUGGAGAAAUGGGCUCAUUUCAUCAUGGCUGCACACAAAAAGGGCAUCUACACCCAGAAGAGGUUUGACACUCAGAAGGUGAAGGAGGAGGUAGUGGACUUUGCUCGUCACAAGUGGCCUCUGCUCUUCUCUCGCUUCUACGAAGCAUUUAAGUUCUCAGGUCCCAGUCUGCCUAAAAACGACCUGAUUGUUGCCGUCAACUGGACCGGGGUUUAUUUUGUAGAUGAGCAGGAGCAGGUCCUCUUAGAGCUCUCUUUCCCAGAAAUCACUGCAGUUUCCAGCAGCAGGGGAGGAAAGUUGCAGAGUCAGAGUUUCACUUUGGCGACCAUCAAAGGAGACGAGUACACCUUCACCUCCAACAACGCAGAGGACAUCCGUGACCUGGUGGUGACCUUCCUGGAAGGCUUGAGGAAGAGGUCGAAGUUUGUGGUCGCGCUGCAGGACAACCCCAAUCCCACUGGGGAGGAGUCUACAUUCCUGAGCUUCCUGAAGGGAGACCUGAUCCUGUUGGACCAGGACACCGGUGAGCAGGUCCUCAACUCUGGUUGGGCACAUGGGGUCAACGAACGAACCAAUCAGAGAGGAGAUUUCCCAGCUGAUUGUGUCUAUGUCCUGCCUACAGUGACCCGACCUCAGCAAGAAAUAGUGGCACUAGUAACAAUGACACCGGACCAGAGACAGGAGUCUGUUCGUGUAUCGCAGCUCAUCAUGCCGGAGAGUGACGGCAGGAUUAAACCCUACACACUGGAGGAGUUCUCCUAUGACUACUUCCGGCCUCCUCCCAAACACACCCUGAGCCGGGUGAUGGUCACUAAGAAUCGUGGGAAGGACAAAAUGUGGAGCUGCACCAGAGAGCCUCUGAAGCAGCCGCUGCUGAAGAAGGUUGUCAACCACGAGGAGCUGGCUCAGGACGCCUGCAUGGCCUUCAUAGCUAUGAUGAAGUACAUGGGCGACUACCCGUCCAAACGGACACGCUCAGUCAACGAGAUGACAGAUCAGAUCUUCGAAGGAGCUCUGAAGGCCGAACCUCUGAAAGACGAGAUCUACUGUCAGAUCAUCAAACAGCUCACUGACAACCACGUCAAGUACAGUGAGGAAAAAGGCUGGGAGCUGCUGUGGUUGUGUACUGGUCUGUUUCCUCCCAGUAACGUGCUGCUGCCACACAUCCAACGCUUCCUCCAGUCCAAGAAACAUCACCCGCUCUCUGGAGACUGCAUGCAGAGACUGCACAAAGCUCUACGUAACGGAUCCAGGAAGUACCCGCCUCAUCUGGUGGAAGUGGAGGCAAUUCAACAUAAGACAACCCAGAUCUUUCACAAAGUUUACUUCCCUGACGACACAGACGAGGCAUUUGAGGUGGAGUCCAGCACCAAAGCGAAGGAUUUCUGCCAGAACAUCUCAACCAGACUGUUGCUCAAAUCUCCUGAAGGCUUCAGCCUCUUCGUCAAGAUCUCAGACAAGGUGAUCAGUGUGCCAGAGGGAGAUUUCUUCUUUGACUUUGUCAGACAUUUGACAGACUGGAUCAAGAAAUCUCGACCAGCUAAAGACGGAAUUGUUCCCUCUCUGACCUAUCAGGUCUUCUUCAUGAAGAAGUUGUGGACCAACACAGUUCCAGGAAAGGACUCCUUUGCAGAUUCCAUCUUUCACUACUACCAGGAGCUGCCUAAAUACCUGCGUGGCUACCAUAAGUGUUCACGAGAAGAGGUUUUCCAACUUGCAGCUCUUAUCUACCGUGUCAAGUUUGAAGAUGACAAAUCGCACUUUCCUACAAUUCCCAAGAUGCUUCGUGAGCUGGUUCCACAGGAUCUAAUCCGUCAGAUGUCACCAGAUGACUGGAAAAGGUCAGUGGUUGCAUACUUCAACAAACAGGCCGGUAAAUCGAGAGAAGAAGCCAAACUGAUGUUCCUAAAGAUCAUCUACAAGUGGCCGACCUUUGGCUCCGCCUUCUUUGAGGUCAAGCAAACCACAGAGCCCAACUUCCCUGAGAUCCUGCUAAUCGCCAUCAACAAGCACGGAGUCAGUCUCAUUGACCCAAAGACAAAGGACAUUCUGAUCACUCACCCCUUCACCAAGAUCUCCAACUGGAGCAGUGGGAACACCUACUUCCACAUCACCAUCGGCAACCUGGUCAGAGGAAGCAAACUGCUGUGUGAAACCUCACUGGGCUACAAGAUGGACGACCUGCUGACCUCUUACAUCAGCCAGAUGCUGACCACCAUGAACAAGCAGCGCUCCGGGCGGGGCCACAGCAAGUGAACUUCUUACUGGCAGGAGGCUGCUGAGCUCAUCCGGCUCUUGCGCCCCAUUGGCCAGCCCUGCAGCUGGGGGCGGACCUUUGCCCACCAGCUGUGGAGGAUGAGCCGCAGUCCUUCUGCUAGCUCUGAAGGGUCAAAGCUCACCGGGGAGAGUUCAGGCGCCAGCAGCGACGACCCUGGCGAGGGCCCCAGCAACUAUCACCAUUACAACUUCAAUGAAGAUGAGGAUGAGCCGUCAAGUGAGGAUGAUUACCUUUAAAAACUCUCCGUCCUACAGGUCGGUCUUUCUGGCUCCUGAUUCAACACUUGUGUUCACUGAGUACUGCCGUCAUGUUAACCUUCUUUGGUUGUUCCAGCUCAAAGAUUUGAAUGUUUAAGCAGUUUAGGACUUGGCUAACUAAAAUACAGUAAACUUUAUCUUUUUUUGUGGGCUGGAAUGGGACCUAACACAUUUCAAAAACUACAAAUGAGCCUGAAUGACAACAGCAGCUAGUAAGCUCAUCAACUCAUGAUGAUGGAGCUCCUCUGGGGUCACUUGGUAAACAGUGUUCUUGGAUUAGCGAUUUUGGGAUCUCUAUAAAUGUUAAAUAUGCAUGUUUUGGUUUAGUUAGAAAGAAAUGUAUUAUCUUUCAUUUGAACCCAAUUCUGUUCAACAAGCACAGACACUGGGUGUCUUAGAAUAAAACCUUUCCCAUUUCCUCAUGCGUUUACUAUGAGCUCUAUGAAUAAUGUAAUUACAGCUAUGCUACUUGCAGUACCCUAAUAGCCUAUCUAACAUCAGGUAAAAUAGGAACAUAUAAUAGCAUGCUAGAGAGCUGUUUUUUGUCUAAAAUGUAUUAAUUGGCUCUGAUUUUACAGAAUUUUCAUGUGAGCCUUUUUCUAUAGUAAUUACCAGCUAGAAAUCACACAUCAACAGACAUAAUUAUAAAGACUAUGUCCUAGUAACUACUUUCAACUUGGUUGUAUUUUAUAAAUGGGUCGCUACUUCACGGGGAAAAUCUAAUUUGCGCUCUGAUAUAAAACCAGAUAAAGUAACAGUGGGAAUCCAAGGGCACAAAUUACAUGAUUUAUUUUUUCUACCCUGUAACCCCAGAUGGGCUCUGUACAUGUUGCAUACGUGUGGAGUUUAGCAGAAACUUUAGUAUUUAAUUGGUUAAUCCAUCCAUCAAUUUUAUGCCUUUUAUUAAGUAAAAGUUGUACUGUACUGAUAAAUGUUAUAUAAAUGUCAAUAAAUAGGUGUAGUUAAUAAUAUUUGUAGGACUUAUCAUUCUUACUGGUUUAUCUUGUCUUUGAUUGGUAUAUGAAAAUUAAAUUCUAUGUGGAAUUUAAAAGGUUUUAAAAUUUAAUUUAGUGGACACUGCAGGAACUCUGUUGUCAGAGUUAAUAUGCACAUGCUACAUACCAUGCUAACAUUAACAUUAAGCUCAAAGUCCAACUGAGUCUUAACUCAGAGGGGGGUCAAAGGUCAAACAGUUAUGUUUUUGUGUUUUUUGUUCUUUCUUCUUGAUGGUUAAAUAACUUUGUUUAGACAAAUAACCUUUAUGUUUUUCUCUGUCCUUGGAACCAAAUAGUGUAACUGAAGUGACAUUAGGGGACCUGAGCUCAAUUAUUUAAAAGUGUAUGACACACUAUAAACAGACCUGUAAUGCAUUUUGGUCUGAUAUUUAUGCCUUAUACCGUGUGUACCAGUUUCAUAUGGGGAUUUUGUUUUUUAAUACUUAAUAAUACUACUUUGUUUACACCUUUUUUUGUUUAUAGUUGUAGAUUAUUAUCAGCUAUUCGUGUUUAAUUUUAAUUUUCCUGCCUUAAUUGUUUCUCUACUUCUGUUGAGAUGGCAUUACCCAGUAGUGUGCGGCUGCUGUUCCUAUGUUGAAUUUGUAACUUAUCUUAGCUUAAGGUCUACUUGCUAGAUUUUUCUUGGGGGUUUAGUUUUGGUCAUCCGGGAAGUUUGUAAAUAUGUCACAAAGAUGAUUUAGUGACACAAAUAUGGAACUUUGGUCAUAGAUGAUUGAUAAUAAGGUUAGGGAUUAAGAAAGCCAGUCCCAUUUGAAAACCAUGAGAAGCCGUUAGAAAGCUCAGGAAAAAGCUAGUAAGUGGACCUCUGGCUAAGACUAUUUGUCAAACUAAUUUCAAGCUUAACAGUCCUGUGGUUUGUUAGUGUAGUUAUAAAUGUCAUUUGUCUUAAUACACACUGAUUAUACUGGUUAAAAAUACUGUGCAUUUAUAACCAAGUCUAGAUCUUCCAUCUAUGUGUUGUAAUACGUUUUUUUCAGCAUAGUAAGAAACCUGCAGGCUGAAAAAGUUAGCAAAUUGUUGCAAAUAAAAACCACUUAUCUUUACAAAAUCUUACAAAACCUUUAGGAGUAAAUAGCUUUUUACUAAAGAUGUUUUCGCUCAUAAGUCAAAGUUCAGAAUCAUUCUUCAAAAUAACUAACCUUCAGUGAAAUAGGAAAAGCAAGACACUCACCAGGGUAAGUAAGGAGUUUUCCCAUUAGACAGAAUAUAUGCUGUAAAAACAGAAACAUUUUUGCUUUUCCACCACCAGCGGCCUGGUGACGACUACUUGUUCGUUUUCCUAUUCUGUUGUGGCAAUUGUUUUGGUGAAAUUCAGGCCUGCCAGUCUGAAAUCUGCCCUUUUUCUGGUGUGAAGGUGUUUUUGUGCGUGUGUCCGUCAAUAUGUGUUGAUGGGACGAACCCUUCAUUCAUUAAUCUGCACUGGUUAUAUUUUGUUUGUAAAGUGAACAAAUAAUAAACUGGUAUUUUAACAGUGCCAACCAUUUAAUUUGAUAACUAUCUUCAGUUUGUUGUUUUUCUUUGUGGAUACAUGCAAACUUGGAUUUUUAACCUGUUCUGUUGCUUAUUUUUAUUGUUUUAUUGUCUAUGACAGUGUAACUCCGAUCCUCUUGGCUUCCUGUAAUGUUUCCAUGGUCUGUGAAAUGUGUGCUCUCACUUUUGUAUAAAACAUUAAAUAAAUUGGUUUUGACUUGAUUGAUGUAAGAUAAAUUAAUUACCCUUGUUGCUCACAAUGAAUUUAACACAGUUGAGACAAUGAGUAUAGUUUCUCCAA
Messenger RNA from Centropristis striata (black sea bass), 9696 nucleotides. It is a transcript of the gene myo7aa, whose product is annotated as myosin VIIAa. Gene Ontology annotation, cellular component: myosin complex; cytoskeleton. Lineage: Eukaryota; Metazoa; Chordata; Actinopteri; Perciformes; Serranidae. Gene Ontology annotation, molecular function: ATP binding; cytoskeletal motor activity; protein binding. Bases 1 to 6630 code for a protein of 2209 amino acids. The record is from RefSeq and is a predicted model, not a curated record. The transcript is spliced from 49 exons.